AUGGGUGACCAAGGUCCGCCUUGGGACAUCACUCUGUCCAACGGCACAUGCUAUUGGAAAUCCGGCAAGAUCGCCGGCAAGGAUUUCAUACCCUGUGGCAACGCCGCUCUUCCCAACGUUAAUUGGCAAUGCUGCAAUGUCGGUGACAUUUGUCUGUCAAGUGGCGCGUGCUUCAACUCUGCAUACGGCGCAACCUAUCUCGUGGGAUGCACCGAUCCCAGCUACGCCGACGAGAAAGCGUGCCCUAGUAAAGGUGACUUUGACGACCAACAGUGGGUGGGACUUGUGACCUGCGAUAUCGAACAGGAGGGAGCUGGCAAAGACACGCCGUGGGCAGGCUGCUCCGAGCCGCAUAUCGAUCAUCUCACCAGUUUCGCGAAAGGCUGCAAAUGUGACUCGACCAACACGCCUCUCUUUACCGACUAUCCCACCUUGAUCAACAGUGCAAGCCUCCCCAAGUCGUCUGGUGGACGCCUUUCCUUCUUCGAUGAGCGCACCCCCACGAUCCCGUGGAAACCGACAGCCACAUCAGGCUCCGUGCCUUCAGGGACCUUAGUGUCUGCCGGAGCGACGACGCAAUCACUUCCCGCCGCGACAGGUGAGGCUUCGGAAUCAUCAAGCUCCGAGGCUGGGCUUUUGACGGGCGCCAAAGCAGGAAUAGGUGCCGGUGUAGCAGGUGGUGCUUUACUCUUCGGUCUCGUCGCUUUUCUAGUCCUGUUCCUUCGCCGUCGUAGCAAGAGCGAACACACAUCUGAUCAGACUAACGCCCAACCGUCUUCUCAACCUGAUUCCACCAUUUCAUCGGGUCCCUCGACUGGAUGUCCUUAUGCCACCAACGCGGCCAGCCCCAGUUUGAAUGGCUUCAAGGCAGAACUUGCGGCGGACGGCCCGCCAAGUGCGCCGAAUACGAUUUCUCCAAUCUCACCCGCUAGCCCUCAUUUCCAGCAACAGCAGCGCCAGUAUGAAGCCUACAAUCCAGACAGGCACGGGAACUACUCGCACUACGGGGGCCGUUCCAACGUCCACAGCGGUCUUUUUGCCCCCGUGAGCCCUCAGCACACCGGCACGUCGUCAGACCAUAACAUCAGCAUGAAUGACAGAUCGGGACAGCAACCUAUGUCGUCCAUUGCAGAAUUGCAAGGUUGA
This is a messenger RNA of Neoarthrinium moseri, 1146 nucleotides long. RefSeq lists its product as uncharacterized. The coding region runs from base 1 to 1146 and encodes 381 amino acids. The transcript is spliced from 2 exons. The record is from RefSeq and is a predicted model, not a curated record. NCBI's taxonomy places the organism in Eukaryota, Fungi, Ascomycota, Sordariomycetes, Amphisphaeriales, Apiosporaceae.